AUGAACUUUUCACCCGUAACGGUUGCAACACCAGCAACAACAACACCAACAACAACAACACCAACAGCACCACCACCAACAACAACAACAACAGCAACAACAACAACAACAACAACGACACCAACAACAACGACAGCAACAACAAUAACAACAGCAGCAGCAACAGCAGCUUCUUCAUCAGUUACUGAUAACCGUAUCGCAGAAUUCUUAUCACGAAGGCGUGGAAUAGGAAAAACAUUGCCCGUUGGUUGGAAACCAUUGUUGCCACCUACAGAUGCUGUGCGCCGAAAAAUACUGGAUCAGAUUAUGACACGACGUAAAGAAGAGGAAAGAGAUCGCGCAGCUCGUGCAGCACGUGCUGAAGAACGUAAAAAUGAGGAAGAGAAACAUGCUUGGUACAAAGAAGAGAUAGCAGAAUGUGAAAAAAAGUAA
Loa loa (African eye worm) is the source of this 432-nucleotide messenger RNA. RefSeq lists its product as hypothetical. Lineage: Eukaryota; Metazoa; Nematoda; Chromadorea; Rhabditida; Onchocercidae. The coding region runs from base 1 to 432 and encodes 143 amino acids. The transcript has 3 exons. The record is from RefSeq and is a predicted model, not a curated record.